AUGGGCUUCGACCUGCUACCGAGGGAGAUCGACAAGCUCCAGCUGAUCUCGCUCGCCGGACAACUCGCUCAGAAGCGCCUCGCGCGAGGGUGUCGACUGAAUGUCACGGAGGCGACGGCCCUCAUCGCCCACGUCCUCCAGGAGCUUAUCAGAGAUGGAGGUCACAGUGUGGCGGAGCUCAUGAGCAUCGGCAAGAAGAUCCUCGGGAGGGUGCACGUCCAGCCUGCCGUUCCGUCUCUCCUGCACGAGAUUCAAGUCGAGGGCGCUUUCCCCGACGGAGUCUUCCUUGUCACCGUCCACGACCCCAUCUCUUCCGCUUCGGUUAACGACGACCUCUCCCUCGCUCUCUACGGCUCGUUCCUCCCGCUGCCAAAGGAAGGCGUCUUCCCGAAGGGCUCGGAUGAGCCUGCUGGACCUGCAGAUGAGGAGAUCCCGGGAGUGUUGGUGUUGAGGAAGGAGCCCAUCAGGAUUAACGAGGGACGAGAGCGAGUGCGGCUGAAGGUGACGAACACUGGCGACCGUCCGAUCCAGGUCGGCUCGCACUACCACUUUACCGAAGUCAACCGCGCUCUCUCGUUCGACCGCCGAAAAGCCUUCUUCAAGCGCCUCGACAUCGCUGCCGGAACGGCCGUCCGCUUCGAGCCGGGUGACACGAAGACGGUCACGCUCGUUCAGAUUGGCGGCGAGCAGGUGGUCACCGGCGGCAAUCUUCUCCUCAACUCGUCUAUCGCGCGGCAUCUCGCCGACCCGUCCCUCGCCGAAUCGACCAUGCAGCGCAUCGUCUCAAGCGGUUUCUCGCACGUCGAGGACCCUUCGGCCGUCCUCACCUCGGACACCUCCGUCAUCGCGCCUUUCGAGGUCAGCCGCGAGACGUACGCGAGCAUGUUUGGACCGACGACGGGAGACAGAGUCAGGCUGGGAGACACGUCGCUUUGGAUCGAGGUCGAGCGGGACGAGACGCACUAUGGCGACGAGUGCAAGUUCGGCGGAGGCAAGGUCAUUCGCGAAGGCAUGGGCCAGGCGACUGGUCUUCCCGAUGCCGAAACGCUCGACCUCAUUAUCACGAAUGCGCUGAUCAUCAACUGGGACGGCAUCUACAAGGCCGACAUCGGCGUCAAGAACGGCCACAUCGUCGGGAUUGGCAAGGGCGGCAACCCCGACGUCAUGAAUAACAUCACGCCCGGGAUGGUUGUCGGCGUCAACACGGAUGUCAUCGCGGGCGAGAAACUGAUCGUCACAGCUGGUGCGAUUGAUGCGCAUGUUCACUACAUCUGCCCUCAGCUUUGCAACGAGGCGCUAGCGAGCGGUAUCACCACCCUUCUCGGCGGCGGCACCGGACCCUCAGCUGGCUCGAACGCGACGACCUGCACGCCGUCGCGGACCUACAUGCACGCGAUGAUGGCGGCGACCGAUGGCAUCCCGCUCAACUUUGCCUUCACGGGCAAGGCGAAUGACUCGGGAGAGGCGGGACUGGAGGACCAGGUUCGGAACGGUGCGGUCGGCUUGAAGUUGCACGAGGACUGGGGCUCGACUCCCGCGGCUAUCGACUCGGCUCUCUCGCUCGCGGAGAAGUACGACGUGCAAGUCAAUAUCCACAGCGACACGCUAAAUGAGUCGGGCUUUGUGCAAGACACGAUUGAUGCCUUCAAGGGGCGGACAAUUCACGCUUACCACAUCGAAGGAGCCGGAGGCGGCCACGCACCAGACUGCUGUCGGAUGAUCAGCCUCUCGAACGUCAUCCCGUCGUCGACGAACCCGACUCGGCCGUUCGCCCCGAAUACCCUGGAUGAGCAUCUCGACAUGCUCAUGGUGUGUCACCACCUCGACCGCUCGAUCCCGGAAGACAUCGCCUUUGCCGAAUCUCGCAUCCGUGCCGAGACGAUCGCAGCCGAAGACGUCCUCCACGACUCGGGCGCCAUCUCGAUCAUCUCGUCCGACUCGCAGGCGAUGGGACGCAUUGGAGAGGUUGUCAGCCGGACUUGGAGGACCGCGAGUAAGAUGAAGGAUGUGGUGGGUACGCUGAAGGAGGAGACGAGGGAUGGGGCGGAUAACGAGAGGGUCAAGCGCUACAUCGCGAAGUACACGGUCAACCCCGCCAUCGUACACGGCAUGUCGCACGUCAUCGGCGACGUGAGCGUCGGCAAACUCGCGGACUUGGUCCUCUGGCAGCCGGCGUACUUUGGCGUCAGGCCGAAUAUGGUCGUCAAGGGUGGUGCGAUUGCGUGGGCGAACAUGGGCGAUGCCAAUGCCAGCAUUCCGACGGUCCAGCCCGUCAUUGGCCGUCCUAUGUGGGGUAGCCAACCCUCCGCCGCAGCGUUGACCUCGCUCCUCUUCGUCUCGUCCCUCUCGCUCUCAUCCGGAACAAUCGCAAGUUACGGACUGAAGAAACGGCCUGUCGCCGUCCAGGGGUGCAGGAAAGUCCGCAAGGAGGACAUGAAGAACAACUCUGCCUUGCCCAAGAUUGAGGUCGAUCCCGAGUCGUACAAGGUCACGGCGGACGGAGUGCACUGCACCGUCCCGCCUGCGACGAAGGUCCCGCUCACGCAGAGCUACAUGCUCUUCUGA
Messenger RNA from Rhodotorula toruloides NP11, 2565 nucleotides. RefSeq names its product urease. Lineage: Eukaryota; Fungi; Basidiomycota; Microbotryomycetes; Sporidiobolales; Sporidiobolaceae. The transcript is spliced from 19 exons. Gene Ontology annotation, molecular function: urease activity; nickel cation binding. The record is from RefSeq and is a predicted model, not a curated record. Bases 1 to 2565 code for a protein of 854 amino acids. Gene Ontology annotation, biological process: urea catabolic process. Gene Ontology annotation, cellular component: urease complex.